AUGCAGGGAUUCAAUAAGUACUACCCGCCCGACUAUGACCCGAGCAAACACACCAGCUUGAACGCGUACAGAGGGAAACAUGCUCUUGGAGACAGAGCUCGCAAACUUGACAAGGGAAUCCUCAUAACUCGUUUUGAGCUACCUUUCAACAUCUGGUGUAAUGGCUGCAACAACCACAUUGGCAUGGGCGUUCGGUACAAUGCAGAGAAAAAGAAAAUAGGCAACUACUACUCAACACCGAUAUUCUCAUUCCGGUGCAAAUGCCAUCUCUGUGUUAACUGGUUCACAAUCGAGACCGACCCGAAGAACACUCAAUAUAUUGUUACCUCGGGUGCACGAAAGAAGGAUGAAGAUUGGGAUCCAGAAGAAAAUGGAGGGUUUAAGAUACACGAUCCUGACAAAGAAGGUCCUUCGGAUCCUUUGGCUGCAUUAGAGAAAGAGACACAGGCUCAGACGCUUCUCAAUACUGUUCAGAAGCCUCGAAUAGAGGCACUACAAGAAGUUUCGGAGCAUUAUAACAGCGACCCGUACACCCUUUCUUUGCGUGCACGAAAGCGUUUCCGCGCAGAGAAGAAACUCGACAAGGCUCGUAGAGAUGCAGAUGACGCCGUGAAAGGGAAAUACGCGUUACCUGAAUCGUUAACACUGGUUGCGGAUGACGAUACUGCCAGAGCCGAAGCGAGGGAAGCUUUUGCAGUCGGAAGAAGUGAACAGCGUGCAGACAGGGAUGCGAAGAGACGACGACUUGACGCAGAAGUCGGUCCACUUGGGUCAAUCGUGUCCGCUUCUGGUGCUUCUGGCUCGCAAUCGCAAUCACGGACGACCUUACCAGACCGUACAAAUCGUCUUUCUGUUAAAGCGAGACCUUCGACAGAAUCUGCCGCCGAAGCUUCGUUUUCCUUACGGAAUCGGCUCCUACAAAAUACCGCUCGCCACUCUGACCCGUUUCUGAGACAGAGUAGUAGUAGGACUAAGCCUCCAGAUGCAAAGUCCUUAGGCGUGAAUUUGAAGAGAUAACUAUACCGACGCUGUAUCUCUAUCGCUAUCUUUGCUUCUUCCUGUUUCCUCUCCCGUUAUAAUUUUUUCUUCGCCUCUUAGAUUGUAAUAUGGGUGUGUAGUUGAAGUUUGUAUUUAACACUAUUGGAGUUGUGUAGUUUACA
Molecule: messenger RNA, 1160 nt
Organism: Fomitiporia mediterranea MF3/22
Lineage: Eukaryota; Fungi; Basidiomycota; Agaricomycetes; Hymenochaetales; Hymenochaetaceae
Product: DUF572-domain-containing protein
Exons: 5
Coding region: 1-1017 (338 amino acids)
Biological process (GO): mRNA splicing, via spliceosome
Cellular component (GO): U2-type spliceosomal complex; post-mRNA release spliceosomal complex
Source: RefSeq, a predicted model, not a curated record